AUGGCUCCGAGCUUUCUGAAUCUGAAAGAGCUGCGCCGUCGCUCCAGGGCAAGCUUCCGCACCGAAGCCUCGACCGAUGGCUCAAGCGAUGGCGUUGUGAGCCAAGGAACCUCGCCAUCGAGCGGUUCCGUCACGCCUCCGUCCAUUGCCCACCGUUCCGACCCGGCCCUCGACGCCCAGGUCAAGAAUCAUGCCAAUGCCCAACAAGAGAGCCUCCAGCAGCAACCGCCGCGCUCCAUGCUAUCUACCAAGUCUAGGGCCGGAAGGUACAGCGUCUCUGGCAUGACUGGCCUCGGCUCUCCAUCUGUGGACGGCAAGAGCGGCUUGCCGUUGUCCAAGUAUGCGCCACGCGUGCACAAUGUCUCGGAAAACUCGUGGGUCUAUCAAAAGGUCCUCUUGGUCCAUGGAACCGUUGGAGAUCCAGGCCUUAAUCCAGUCGACGGCACCAUUGUUGCGAGCAGGCUCGACGACAGUUUCCCGCCAAUCAGCUGGCCAGUGUGCGAAUCGCAUUUCAAGGCCCUCCUUUACCUGCAGCCUGGGCCAAACAAGUUCAGACUCGACUUCUCGAGCCCCAAGCUGGCCAACAGCGCCUCGUCCAACCCUAUCCACGCCUCCUACCUGACUGUUCACAUGCUGCCGACCCUGAAUGCACCCCCACUCCAGCUUGCGAUUCUCUUGGGCCGCGAUUCCCCGGCGACCUUUGAUGCUGUCCCCGCAAGGGCGCAAAAGGAGGGUAACGGGCUCGAAACAGCCAUCAAGAAGUUUCGAAUGGCGGCCUAUCUCUGGCAAGCCUUCACGGCCGAGCAGAUGUGGCGAAACAGGCUGGGCCGACGUGUCUUUCGCUUCGAGGAAGAGUGGACUUUGGGAUCCUCUAAUUACCGCGACAGGGAAUCUGGAGGAAUGCGAUCCGAGGCGAGAAUCCACAUCAUCCGGUCCGACAAGACCGUUGCCGAGCUGCGGGACAUGAACAGGGCGCAACAGAACGAACAAGCUACCGACAAGGACGCCCUCUUUGGCAUCGCCGCCGAUGCAGUGAACAAGUAUUUUAAUCCGCUCCCAGGGCAAAAGAUUUACGCCUCUGUUCUCUUGCUCGACUCGCACUGGGACGCCAACAUGAAGACUAUCACUGGGCACGCAGCCUUGGGCGGGAAUUCGGGAGACCUGCAACUCGCCAUCUUCGGCUCUCAUUGUAUGCACAGCUAUCCCACCUGCUUCGAGGAAGUGGUGCCCGCCUUCACCGAUUGCACGCCCAUCGACGUCAGCUGCGUAGCCAACGACUGCAACGACGCCGGCAGCUCAUGGGAGGCGGCCAACAUUGGCAUCGGAGCUCACCUGCACGAGACCGGUCACUUGUUUGGCUGCCCACACCAGGAGACUGGCAUCAUGCUGAGAGACUACGUCGUUCUCAACCGCACCUUUGUUCCUCGCGAGGCUUAUUCGACCAGGACCAAGUCCAAGGGCGGCCUGGCUCUGCAGGCCGACGAGUGCGGAUGGCACCGGCUCGACGUUUUGCGUUUCCGAGCCCAUCCCGCCUUCAGGCUACCAAGCGACCCCCCGAUGAAUCCGGAUGAGAGCGUCCAGGCGUUUCCGAUUGACGGCGGCGGUAUAACGGCCAUGGCGGCAACAGGCAUCUCGUUUGUCGAGAUAUAUGGCGACGACGACGACGUCUGUGACUUGCGGUCAAGGUUACCCGACGCCAAGAAGAAGGGCCGCCUCGGGAUAUCGAUCAAGUCACACGGCGGCGGAUCACUGACGAUAAAUGACAUGAAGGCGUUCACCAGCAAGCCGUCGUUUGUAAAGAUUGGCAAUGGCAAAACGGCUUCUAGGAGCCACAAACUUGGCGAGUCCAAGAUGGACGGGAGCGAGCCCCAAGAGCUGGUUUUUACCAGCGCGGUCAAGCAGGAUAGAGUAAUGUCGCGAGUCAUUGUCUACCACGGUUCCGCAUUGGACGGGCUCGAGUUUGUCUACGACGACGACUCGACGCAGGUGUUUGGAAAGAAGGGCGGGAAACAGGGGGGCGACGUGGUUGAGUUUGACCGUCGCCGCGGGGAAUACCUGAGUGGCUUCAUCGUCCGGGCCGGCUUCUGGAUUGAUGGUUUGCAGGUCAUGACGAGCCUCGGACGAAAAUCGCCCAUGUUUGGAAACGCCCACGGCGGAUCAGCGCACACGUUGAUACCCCCUCGAGGCUACGCCAUCUGCGGCCUCUCGGGGUCAUGCGGCCCUUGGGUUGAUGGCUUUUCGAUCCUCAUCAAGCAUUAG
Hirsutella rhossiliensis is the source of this 2259-nucleotide messenger RNA. RefSeq names its product putative peptidase family domain-containing protein. The coding region runs from base 1 to 2259 and encodes 752 amino acids. Gene Ontology annotation, cellular component: cytoplasm. The record is from RefSeq and is a predicted model, not a curated record. The transcript has 5 exons. NCBI's taxonomy places the organism in Eukaryota, Fungi, Ascomycota, Sordariomycetes, Hypocreales, Ophiocordycipitaceae.